CUAGAGGAUAUGAUUGCAUCACCAUCAAAGACUGUGUCGCUACCACCUCUCCGCCGGGAGGACUCGAGAAUGUGUUGUUCAAUGCUACUCGCGUAUGUCCAGCCUUCAACUUUCUGCAUUAUACUAUUUCGCUUGCUAAUAGAUGCGCUUGCAGAACUAUGGGUUCGUAACCGACACGAGGCGUAUCAUAGAUGCCAUUAAGUAUUCUCAGUGACACGCUAACAAUCAGCGGGAGUAGAAUUGUAAUUGUAUCUUGUUCAGCUUGGAGGUGUCCCUACGGGUUACUUGGAGUUUCUAUAGUUUGUGACGAAAAGUAGAACUUGAGAUUGAAGAAUGUCUAUCUCAACUUUGAACGUGUGGCAGAAAUGGUCACGCCACCGCGCCGAAAACGCGUCAGAUCAAGAAUCAUCGGGGCGGAACGCGUCUGCUCUUGAUCCUCAUCACCACACCACUCCUCAAUCAAGGCAAACUUAGAACCGAUGGAGGCAGCUCUGCAAAAGAUAUUAGUAGUUGGAGGGAAUGGCUUCGUUGGUUCUGCUGUGUGCAAACUCGCCCUUGCGCGAGGAUUUCAAGUGACCAGCAUCAGUCGAUCCGGGGCCCCAUACACCACUCCCAAGGGCCAUUCGCCCGCCUGGACUUCCAAAGUGAAUUGGCGAGCGGCCGAUGCACUGAAGCCAGAAACAUACUCUCACAUCCUCCCUGAUGUAACCGCCGUGGUGCAUACACUCGGUACACUCCUGGAAGAUGUAAGGUACAAAACUGCUCUGAAGGAGGGCAAUCUGCCCGCUCUCAUCGGCACGCUUAUAUCGGACACAUUGGGCGGCGGACCCUCGGCCAAUCCACUAGCACGAGGCGCAGACCGCCCUGGGAGCUACGAGCAGCUCAACAGGGAUGCCGCUUUACGAGCUUGCGAGGCGUUCGUCUCGUCUCAGCCCACAGUACGGGUUGAGGGUCCAAGACCAUUCAUCUUCAUAUCCGCAGAGGACGUUUUCCGUCCAUUGAUUUCAGCUCGUUACAUUGAGACGAAACGCGAAGCAGAGCUUGGCAUCGAGCAGAUGAUGACAGGAAACUCGAACUAUCGAGGGGUGUACAUGCGGCCAAGCUUGAUCUACCAUCCCCACUUCCGUCCACUCACCUCUCCUAUUGCCGCUGCACUGGACUUGUCAGCAACCAUACACUCCAAGAUACCCCCGGGUCUGCCCACUCCGUCUGGGCUGCUGCGUUCGCUGGCGUCGAGGCUUCCUACAUCAACCGCGCAACCGCUUGUCUCGCCGUCUCCCUUGGACUCGGUAGCGAAUGCCAUGACCAUCCCGCCCAUCCAUGUGGAUCAUGUUGCUGAGGCCAUUUGCAUCGCCGCGGACAUCAAUAGGCCUGACGUGAGGGGUGUAUAUGGUGUGCGGCAGAUGAGGGAGCUCAUCGGUUGGACGCUGAAGGGCCGACAGCAGACCCCUGUCCCUGCCCAGCAGCAGCACGCGUAGGCCGUAGCUUGUAAAGAUUAAACGUACUGUAAUUCUGUAUUCUACUCCUCUGGCACAACAAUUCUACAUGAAGCCGCCGUAACUUGAGGAGC
Messenger RNA from Laetiporus sulphureus 93-53, 1570 nucleotides. RefSeq names its product mitochondrial protein. Bases 480 to 1478 code for a protein of 332 amino acids. The transcript has 6 exons. Lineage: Eukaryota; Fungi; Basidiomycota; Agaricomycetes; Polyporales; Laetiporaceae. Gene Ontology annotation, molecular function: protein-containing complex binding. The record is from RefSeq and is a predicted model, not a curated record. Gene Ontology annotation, cellular component: mitochondrion.